GACAGGAGCCCAAGGGAGAAAGACACAAGAAACCAAGGCUCCAGAAGAAAAGCAGAGCCGAGGAGAGCCGAGGAGACGAGACCAGAGCAGCCCAGACAGAAACCAAGAAGGGUCCGAGCAGACUGUGCUGCACCAGCGGCCCUAAGGAUGCUGCGGGCUGGACAGGCCAAGGGGAUCCUGGGAGGCUGGGGGGUCAUCUGCUUGCUGGUGUCUCUCCUCCUCCAGCACCCAGGAGUACACAGCAAGUGCUACUUCCAAGCUCAAGCCCCCUGUCACUAUGAGGGGAAGCAUUUCACCCUGGGCGAGUCAUGGCUCCGCAAGGACUGCUUCCACUGCACCUGUCUGCACCCCGUCGGUGUGGGCUGCUGCGACACGUCCCAGCAUCCCAUUGACUUCCCUGCUGAUUGUGAGGUUCGCCGGGAGGCAGGAACCUGUCAGUUCUCCCUGGUGCAAAAAUCUGACCCUCGGUUGCCCUGCAAAGGCAGAGGGCCCGUCCUAGAGUGGGGCUCAGCUAACACCCCUGUUCCUGGGGCUCCAGCUCCCCAGUCCAGCUAA
Lepus europaeus (European hare) is the source of this 555-nucleotide messenger RNA. RefSeq names its product microseminoprotein, prostate associated (gene MSMP). The record is from RefSeq and is a predicted model, not a curated record. The transcript is spliced from 3 exons. NCBI's taxonomy places the organism in Eukaryota, Metazoa, Chordata, Mammalia, Lagomorpha, Leporidae. The annotation marks the transcript as partial.